Solenopsis invicta (red fire ant) is the source of this 1954-nucleotide messenger RNA. RefSeq names its product antichymotrypsin-2. Lineage: Eukaryota; Metazoa; Arthropoda; Insecta; Hymenoptera; Formicidae. The record is from RefSeq and is a predicted model, not a curated record. The transcript is spliced from 8 exons. Bases 13 to 1233 code for a protein of 406 amino acids. Gene Ontology annotation, molecular function: serine-type endopeptidase inhibitor activity.
UUUACAUUUCCGAUGAUGUCAUUCAGAAGGUUACAGAGAAGUCUUUUGGCAUUUUGCCUAUUUGCAUCAACCAUGUCUCAGCCAACUGGAACUGAUUUGGCCACUCAGGCUGUUUCUCAGGGCGCCCAUUUGUUCUCUACCAAUUUCGUCAAGACUGUUGCGAAAGAACAGAAUGAUAAUUUGAUAUGUUCUCCACUGAGCGCACACAUCGCCCUGAGCAUGGCAGCUGACGGCUCUGCUGAAGCAACUGAGGCACAGUUCAAAGAUGUUCUCAAGCUUCCGUCCAAAACUCAGACACUUGAAGGAUACCAGAGUCUGAUCAAUAAAUUGAAUAAUGUGGAGAAUGUUACUUUAAAACUCGCUAACAAAAUGUUCAUCAACGAAAAUUUCAACGUGAAACCUGAGUACAAGCAAAAUCUCCAAACAUACUAUCAUUCUGACAUUGAUUUGGUAAAUUUCGCCGCAAGUGAGAAAGCCGCGACCACCAUCAAUUCUUGGGCCAAGGAAAACACCAACAACCGCAUCGACAACGUCGUUGCUUCUAGUGAUUUGUCUGCUGAUACUGCAUUGGUGCUCGCAAACGCGGUGUACUUCAAGGGCAAAUGGGCGCACGAGUUCGAUCCUAAGUCUACCACGGACCGUCCGUUCCACAUUGAUGCCAACACUGUGAAGGAUGUUCCAACUAUGUACAGGAAGGGCAACUACAAAUUCGUCGAGUUGCCGGAAUUCGAUGCUAAAUGCAUCGAGCUGCCGUACGCGAACAAAGAGAUCAGCAUGGUAAUUAUUCUACCCAAUAAAGUUGAUGGUCUAGCUGCGCUGACUGACAAGCUCGAGGAGGUUAGCACAGAAUGCAGCACCCGUCUCACCCAAAUGUACGAACGCGAAGUCCGAGUGUACCUGCCCAAGUUCAAGACCGAGAGCAAAUUGGAUCUUAAAGAUACAUUGUCUAAUAAGAUGGGUCUUACUGAACCGUUCAGCAACAGUGCUAACUUUAAAGGCAUUUCGGAGACACCUGUGAAGAUCGACAAAGUUGUGCAAAAAGCUUUCAUCGAAGUUAAUGAGGAAGGUAGCGAGGCUGCCGCCGUCACUGCUCUAAUAUUUAAAACUUCUGGCGGAAAUAAGAAAAUUUUAGAAUUUGAUAUAAGUCGACCUUAUUAUUAUUAUAUUCGUCAAAACAAGGAGACUUCAUUCGUAACUUUAUUUGCGGGUAGUGUAGCUGAACCAACAAUAUGAAAAAUAUUACUCAGAUGACAAUUGACGAUUUAGAAUAUCUAAAUCUAUCUACUUCUUUUUUUUUUUAAGCAAUAGUUAUGUUUCAGUAACAGUUUUAAUUUUUUAAGCUUUUAGCUUAAUAAUUAAAAAAUCGUUAGAAUUUGAUGUAAAUUUGCCAAUUUUAUUAUUACAUUUGUUAUAACAAACGUUGUAAUAAGAGAUUAUUUGCAUCUGUAUUCAAAGACUAUGUAAUUUUAUGAAAGCACGAAAAGAUUUUAAAAAUUUAAUGUUUAAUGCGUUUAAUAUUUAUCAAAAAUCUAAAAUUAUAAAGUAGUAAUAACAAAUUUGUUACUUUUAUUUUUAUUUUUAUAGCUUUAUUGUCUUCAUAGCUUUAUUGUCUUUAUAUGAGAAUUUUCUUAAUCAAAUUACCUUAUUGUAAUUAUUUUAGCUGAGCAUUUUUACAUCGAUUUUUAACAACUGAAACUUAUAAAAUAUGAAACUAUUGAUAUUGUAUAAUAUCUUAUUCUUAUUUGCAAAUUAAAUGCAUUGAUUAAUGGCAAUUAAUUUAUAUUAUAUGUUCUAAACUAUUUCUAUAUAACUAUUCAAAAAAAUAUUUGGUAGAAUAAUUAACAAAAAAUCAUAUACAUGUUGUAUUUAAGUUUGGAGCACCAUCAAUAAAAUAUUUAUACGUUUGUAUCGUGAAAAAAAAUGGAAUGCUCCAAUAAAUAAGUAACGAGCAGUA